Molecule: messenger RNA, 4176 nt
Organism: Coccinella septempunctata (seven-spotted ladybird)
Lineage: Eukaryota; Metazoa; Arthropoda; Insecta; Coleoptera; Coccinellidae
Product: probable multidrug resistance-associated protein lethal(2)03659
Exons: 10
Coding region: 184-4068 (1294 amino acids)
Biological process (GO): transmembrane transport
Cellular component (GO): membrane
Molecular function (GO): ABC-type transporter activity; ATP binding; ATP hydrolysis activity
Source: RefSeq, a predicted model, not a curated record
UAGAGUCAAAGCUGUGCGCUCGCGCUUCUCCCGAUUCAUUUAUUCCACUUUUAAACGAGUAUUCGUAUUCUUCCUAUUAGUUGAACUCCUAUUCGGUGGAAUGUAGGUGAUAGUUCUACGGGGAUUUCCAUUACCGAAGCUCGCAACUGGUUUCUUUCAUGUGAUAAAAUUUUAUGUGCAAAAAUGAAUAAUGCUGGAUACCACAAACCAAAGAAGGAAAAUCCCUACAAAAAUGCUUCGUUUUUCGAGCGAGUUACCUUUUUGUAUAUGUUUCCAAUAUUCUACCGGACAUACCGAAAAGGAUUCGAAGAAGAGGAUCUCUUCGAGGUAUAUGAUUCUCACAGGAGCAAAUUACUUGGGGACAGAGCGGAAGAAACUUGGACGAAACAACACUGUCAUUCGAAACGAUAUGCCUUACAUAGAACCCUCAUCAAAUUAUUUGCUGUCGAAUCAAUUUUAGGGGCCAUAAUCAAAUUAGUAGAUGAAUUACUUUUAGUAACCGUAGUUCCUGUAGCCAUAGGUAAACUAGUGUCAUAUUUCGAAAAGAACCAGACAAGAAUCUCACAGACAGACGCAUGCAUCUACGCAGCCAUAAUCUGCUCAACAUACCUUAUAGUCAAUCUCAGUUUCCAUCCAGCUAUGAUGAUUAAAAUGCUAGUAUCAAUGAAGAUGAGAAUAUGCUGCAGUACUAUGAUAUAUAGAAAAUCAUUAAGACUGGAUAGAAAUGCUCUAACCAAGACAACUAUGGGUCAAAUAGUGAAUCUACUCUCUAACGACGUUACAAAAUUUGAACAGGGAAUGGAUAACAUUGACUAUACCAUAAUUUCUCCCGUCCAAGCUAUUGUAGGACUCUAUAUGCUUUACAGUGAAAUCGGUAUAGCUGCAGUAUUCGGUGUAGUUUUCUUACUAUCAUUCGUACCAUUACAAAUUUAUGUUGGUAAACGUACGUCAGCCUUAAGGCACAAAACAGCCCUGAGAACUGAUGAACGAGUCAAACUAAUGAAUGAGUUGAUCUGUGGUAUGCAGGUUAUAAAGAUGUAUUGUUGGGAGAAGCCUUUCGCAAAACUCAUCGCUCUUGCAAGAAGGAAGGAAAUGUCUGCAAUUCGAGUCCAUGCCUUAUUGAUGGGAAUGCUAUAUUCCUUCGAAAUGUUCCUGACACGUACAGCUAUAUUCAUAAGUUUAUUGGGCUACGUACUUCUAGGAAAUUAUAUUUCUGCCGAGAAAGUUUUUCUUAUCACCUCAAUCUACAACACCAUACGUCCUACAGUAACUAUAAUGUUUUCUCUGGCCUGUUCAAAUAUAGCAGAAAUUAAUAUUUCUCUGAAACGAAUAAAUAAUUUCCUGAAUCUGGAAGAAAUAGAGGAGGAGGAAAUGAAUGCAAAUGAAAAUAAAAUGACGAACGGGUACAAAGCGAACAUUUCAUCUGAUAAUAUGAUGGAACUGAAAGAUAAUAAGUCUUCCUCAGUACCAAAGAUAGUAUUCAAAGAUCUCUCAGCCAAAUGGGCAGCAGAUUCAAACGAUGAUACUUUAUGUGAUAUUGAUAUCGAAUUGAACUCAAAUCAACUAGUGGCUGUGAUUGGACCUGUUGGCAGUGGAAAGAGUAGUUUAGUCAGUGUUAUACUUAAGGAAAUACAAAUAACCAAAGGUUAUUCCCAAAUUAAUGGGACCAUCUCUUAUGCUUCUCAAGAACCAUGGCUCUUCCAUGGAAGCGUCCGAGAAAAUAUUCUAUUCGGAGAACCCUACGAUAAAAGGAGAUACACAGAAGUUGUCAGGGUUUGCUGUUUGAAAUCGGAUUUUCUCCUCUUACCGUACGGAGACAAAACGAUAGUUGGGGACAGAGGAACUGGUCUGAGUGGUGGUCAGAGAGCUAGGAUAAAUCUGGCUAGAUGUAUUUAUAGAAGAGCCGAUAUAUACCUCCUGGACGACCCCCUGUCAGCUGUCGAUGCAAACGUGGGUAGAAGCCUAUAUCAAGAUUGCAUCAAGAUUUUUUUACAUGACAAACUUCGAGUAUUAGUUACGCACCAAAUACAGUAUUUAAAGAGCACAGAUCUGAUCAUCGUUAUGAAUAAUGGAGCUAUUGAAAAGACCGGCAAAUUUGAGGAACUGCAGAACUCUGAUUUGAAUUUUGGUGAGCUGCUCAAAAGUCAUGCAGAAGAAGAUGAAGAAAAACGAGUUGUAUCCAGAAGAACCUCGAAACAAGGUUCGGUAUUACAAAGCAUUGAGGAGAUUGACGAAGAGCCAGAAAUGUCCAAGGAGAGAUUGACAGAAGGAAAUAUUAAAUUAUCCACUUAUUUCAAUUUCAUAAGGGCUGGAGGAAAUCUCAAAGUGAUCAUUGCCCUGGUCCUCUUUAUGCUUGUUACCAGAUGUUUCGAGUAUGGGGGAGAUUUUUUCGUCAGGACCUGGGUUAACAUGGAGCAGAAUGUGAAAGACACGAAUGGCACGUUGGAAAUUCCGAGAACUACAAUCAUAUACACUUACUCUGGAAUAACAAUAGGAACUAUUACGUUCUCUUUGAUAUACUGCCUCAGUUUCGUAGCGUUCUUCACCAAAGCCUCUAUCAAUUUACAUAAUACCGUGGUUGAGAGGUUGAUUCAAGGAAAAAUGACGUUCUUCGAUUGCAAUCCAGCUGGCAGAAUUCUGAAUAGAUUUUCGAAAGAUAUGGGAAUUGUGGAUGAAUAUAUUCCAUUCAUCUUAUACGACGUAGUGGCUAUUAUGGUUGCACUCAUUGGAACAAUUGUUAUAUCUGUAUUUGUCGAAGUGUGGUUGUUGAUACCCUGCAUAUUCUUGAUUAUAAUACUGUAUAUCUGCAGAAUGUUCUAUAUUGUUACAAGUAGAAACAUAAAGCGAAUUGAGAGUAUAACUAGAUCUCCAGUAUACAGUCACACAAAUACUUCAGUCAGUGGAUUGACUACAAUACGAGCUUUCAAAGCCCAGGACCUUCUCAAAAAAGAAUUCGACUCUAUUCAGGAUAGACACAGUUGUGCUUGGUUUCUAUUUCUAGCUUCAAACCGAUGUUUUGGAUAUUGGUUGGACGUCAUUUGCGUUUCCUUCGUUACGCUCUCUACCUACAUCCUCAUUUUCUUUUCUGACAAUAUUUAUGGCGGUGAUGUGGGACUUAUUUUCAACCAGUUCGUUGGGCUCUUAAUUUUCCUUCAAUGGGGUAUGAGGCAAUGGAGUGAGCUUGAGAACCAAAUGACUUCUGUGGAGAGAAUUCUCGAAUACACAAAAAUUGAUUCAGAACCGAAAAGAACUGCUUCUAUGAACAUACCCGUCGAGUGGCCAUCACAAGGCAGAAUAGAAUUCAAGAACAUAUUCUUGAGAUAUAACACGCAAGACCCUCCGGUUCUUAAGAACCUCAAUUUCCUUGUGGAACCAAUGCAAAAAAUAGGUAUCGUUGGGAGAACUGGUGCUGGCAAGUCUUCCAUUAUAUCAGCGCUAUUUCAACUAUAUGAAUUGGAAGGGGGAAUAAUUGUGGAUGGACUAGACAUCACCAGAAUGCCUCUUGAGAGAAUUAGGACUAAAAUAUCUAUAAUUCCACAAGAACCUGUCCUAUUCUCGGGAACAAUGAGGAAGAACCUCGAUCCUUUCAAUGAAUAUUCCGAUGAUAUCUUAUGGAGUGCACUUGAGCAAGUGGAGUUAAAAGAAGCCAUCGAUGAUUUGGGAAAUGGUCUCAAUUCCCAAAUUAGCGAGGGUGGCGCAAAUUUCAGUGUAGGCCAAAGACAACUUGUUUGUCUGGCGAGAGCUCUAAUCAGAAAGAAUAAAAUCUUGGUACUCGAUGAGGCAACAGCUAAUGUCGAUCCACAAACAGACUCUCUAAUUCAGAAGACAAUAAGAACAAAAUUCAGUGAUUGCACAGUUCUGACUAUAGCGCACAGACUUCACACUAUAAUGGAUUCAGACAAAAUUCUGCUUAUGAGCAAUGGCAGUAUAUCUGAUUAUGAUGACCCCCACCAUCUUCUGCAGAAAGAGUCUGGGCUUUUGCAUGAUCUUGUGGAAGCUACAGGAAAUAUUUCGUCAAAGAAUUUGAGGAAUAUCGCCAAAAAUGUUUUCAUGAAGUCUGCGACUUGAAGUGAUAAUUGAGGAUGAAUAAGCUUUGAUAAGGCUGAUAACAUAUAUUUUUUAAACAACAUUUUUAUGCAGUCUUUGUACUUGAUAAUAAACCAUUUCAGAUUUUCA